This is a messenger RNA of Trifolium pratense (red clover), 997 nucleotides long. RefSeq lists its product as uncharacterized. The record is from RefSeq and is a predicted model, not a curated record. The coding region runs from base 163 to 843 and encodes 226 amino acids. The transcript has a single exon. NCBI's taxonomy places the organism in Eukaryota, Viridiplantae, Streptophyta, Magnoliopsida, Fabales, Fabaceae.
AUCUCUUCAUUCAUUCUUCAUAAAUUCAUUUCCAACACUCUCUUCAUUCAUUCAUUUCCUCUUCCAUUAUUAUUCAUUCACAUCACAAACACAAACACAACACAAUCUUCAUUAGACCCCACAAAACAAAAACAUCAUCGGAGAAACAAAAACAAAAACAAAAUGAAACUUGUCUGGUCCCCUGAAACAGCAUCAAAAGCAUACAUAGAAACAGUACAAAAAUGCAAACUUUCACGUGGAUCAGGAGUACCAGAGCUAAUUUCAGCCAUGGCAGCAGGUUGGAAAGCAAAACUAAUACUCGAAACAUGGUCAUCAUCAGAAGAAGGAGGAGGUGUAAUAGAAACAAGUAUAGGUUUAUCAAUAGCAAGAAAACACACGUGUGGUAGACACGUGUGUAUUGUCCCAAACGAGAAAUCAAAAUUGGAAUACUCACAAAAAAUGGGCGAAUCAAUAACAUCAACAGAAAUCAUUGUAGGUGAAGCAGAGGAAAUAAUGAAAGAUUUAAUUGAAGAGAUUGAUUUCAUGGUUGUUGAUUGUAAGAUAAUUAGAGAUUUUGUUAGGGUUUUGAAAGUGGCUAAGUUAAGUGUUAAUGGUGCGGUUUUGGUUUGUAAAAAUGCGAGUUUGAGAAGUGGGAAUUUUAAAUGGGAAAAUGUUGUUCUUGUUGAAGAAGAAUCACGGCGAGUUGUUAGAUCGGUUUUUCUUCCGGUAGGGAUGGGAGUUGAUAUAGCACAUGUUUCUGCUGUUGGGGGUAAUUUGGGAAAAGAUGGUUCUGGUCGGAGAAAUAAAAGAUGGAUUAAGCAUGUUGAUCAACGAUCUGGGGAGAUGCAUGUUAUUAGAAGAUGAAUUAUUAAUUAAUUAGUUAAGUUAGUUAGUUAGUUAAUGGAUUAUAGUUAGUUUUUGGUUCUGUUUUUUUUAUUUGCUUUUUGUAUUGCUUUUGUUUUGAUAUAAAAGGUUUUGUAUUUUUCGUAAAUAUACUGACAGAUUAUAUUAGUUUGUA